UUUUCAUUUCAGAUCCAAUUUUGGGCUACAUCACAAUGUAAUAUUUCAGCGAACUUUGCCGUUAGCUGGAAAGCGAAAAAUGCCGUCGAAGAACAGAAGAAAAACCUCCAAAAAUCUUCAGUCUCAACUUUCAAACCCGGUGCAAAUUCUUCAUCAUCUUCAACCUCACAAUGAAAAUUGCUUGGAAGGAGACCCUCUUUCCCGUUUCCUUCAUCCUUUACAAAGGGAAAUCACAUUAGAACUACAGUCCAAUAAAACCUUCCCCGAGAAGUUGUGGUUCAAGCAAAAUUUUUCCGUUGGGGUGAAUGAAGUAACGCGGUUGCUUGAGCGGAUGGCUCCAUCUAGUGAUAAUACCUUUAAUGCUAUCCAAGGAGGAUCCUCAAUUACUACUGUUAAUGAAAGUCGGGUCUGUCCGCCACGCUCUUCCCUCACCAAACUUCAGGUUGUGUUGGUAGCUUCAGACUGUAAUUCGAGAUGGCUCACUAAGCAUUUGCCAAGCUUGGCUGCUUCCCGAAAUGUACCACUUAUAUAUGUUAAAGACAAUAAAGAAGGUUCUCUGAGACUGGGUGAAGUUGUCAAAGUGAAAACAACCAUUGCUCUUGGAGUUAAGGUUAAAGGAAGUAGCAUCAACAAAUAUCUCGAAGAAGCUCUUAGUCAGGAUAAGCUAUUGGUAAAUCGAGGCCUGGACUCCACAUAGUUGGCCAAUGGCCACUGUAUCUUGUCUAUCAUAUGCUGGUUAUAGUCAAUCUCAUUCUUUGCUGUAAGCAUCUAGGAGACCUUGGUCCGCAAUCGUCUUCAUAUGUCCCAAAUGGCUUCUCAGCUUAUCAUCUUGUGCCCCACGUAUUAGAUAUAUUGUAUAUUUCAUUGGCGCAAUCAGAUGACGCGAUUCAGUGAUAGAUAAUGGACUUGCUGCAUAUUGUUGCUUUAACUACAGCUGCCUCGGCAAAAGCUUCCGGUUUGUCAAGGACUUGUUGCAAGAGAUCUUCAAACUAAUAGACAUUGUUAACUGUCGACACAAAAAGAGCAAGUUUGAUGUCGUCGGCAUUGUUAAGAAGAUAGGACCUUUUUAGUAAAAGCAACCUUCUUGUUUUGAGGUCGUCUGAUCGUGAGACGAUCUCAUAUAAGACAUACUUUUUUACUGCUAUAAUUUUAGAGAAAAUAUUAAUGAAACUGAAAAGGUAACAACUCUUUUAGUUUUAGGGCUAGUCUUUUUUAAGCCGUUUUACAAUGAGACGGUCUUAAUAAAGAAUUUGUCUUUUUGUUUUAUAUGCAGGAAAGGUGUUUGAACCUAGCCUUUUAAAAUCAUAUAAAAUCAUAUCCGUGGAACUAUUACAUGAAUUUGACCAAUAUUAUUGUUUCACAAAAUUUAGACAAUUUUACCAUAA
Amaranthus tricolor (Joseph's coat) is the source of this 1385-nucleotide messenger RNA. RefSeq lists its product as uncharacterized. Lineage: Eukaryota; Viridiplantae; Streptophyta; Magnoliopsida; Caryophyllales; Amaranthaceae. The transcript is spliced from 7 exons. The record is from RefSeq and is a predicted model, not a curated record. Bases 80 to 697 code for a protein of 205 amino acids.